Molecule: messenger RNA, 4730 nt
Organism: Acanthochromis polyacanthus (spiny chromis)
Lineage: Eukaryota; Metazoa; Chordata; Actinopteri; Pomacentridae
Product: NACHT, LRR and PYD domains-containing protein 3-like
Exons: 9
Coding region: 396-3707 (1103 amino acids)
Molecular function (GO): protein binding
Source: RefSeq, a predicted model, not a curated record
ACUCCAGUCUGCUGCGUUCCGCCUACUCCGCCUUGGUCAAGCCCUGAAACCCGGCUGUCGUACUCCGGCUGUAUUCCUCUUCGUGGAACCUCUAGAUGUUUCGAACGCCCCCCGAACCCCUUCUUGGCUCCCUUCCUCCUGGCGCUUCCUCCCCAGAUACACCUGCCUCCGGCCCGGCCGGUUCUCUCAUCAUCCUUCCCGGACCAUCUUCCCGAGACCCCAGCGCUGCCGCCGCCAGAGAUCCUGUUACCACCUGCUGCCACACUCUGCUCCCCCCAUGGGACUGACAGCGGCCGCCGAUCCCCGGCACUCUUGUCUCCAGAACCGAACCACACCCCAGCUCUAGCUGAACCCAUCCUGGUCCUCCCCAUCCUCCACUAUCAUCUGGAGCCACCAUGACUUCAGAGGACCUCAAAAAGAUCCUGGAUGAUCUGGAUGACAAGGAGCUGUCUGUAUUCCAGUGGUUCCUGCAGCAGCCCAACAAUGUUCAAGACCUCCCAGCCAUCACAAAAAGCCAACUACAGACACUAGACAGGUGUAAAACUGUGACUGUGAUGGUGGAGACUUAUGGACUUCAGAGAGCUGUGCAGGUGACCAGAGUGGUUUUAGAGAAGAUCUCCAGGAAUGAUCUGCUGCAGAAGUUUCCUACCAGCAGCUCAGGACCAGAAGUGCAUGUCAAUGUUGUUGGAGAACCUUCAGAGAACAGAGAACCUUCCUCCUCUCAGAAUCAGCCUCCUCUUCCUCAGACUGAAGAUCAGACUGUUCCGGUACCAGAACCACGUCCCAUCAGAUAUUACCAACAGAAACUUCAAUCUUACUUCCAGGACGCGUUUAAGGUUACAACAGAGGGGUGGGCAGCAGAUAAGCAGCUUCUGGUUGAUAUCUACACAGAGCUGUACAUUACAGCUGGCCGGGACGUGCACGUCAACACACAGCAUGAGGUCCUACAGAUUGACAAGGUGUGGAAGCCAUCAGACACAGAGACACAGAUCCAACCCAGAGACAUUUUCAAGCAUCCUUCUGGAAAAGACAUACCCAUCAGAACAGUGCUGACCAAUGGGAUUGCAGGGAUUGGAAAAACAUUCCUCGUGCGCAAGUUUGUGUUGGACUGGGCUGAAAAAAGAACCAAUCAAGACGUGCAUCUUAUUUUCCCGUUCACUUUCCGUGCCCUGAAUUCACUGCAGGGAAAAGAGUUUGGUUUGGCAGAGCUCAUUCAUUUCUGUAUCCCAGAAACUGAAGACAUCACAGUGGAAGCUCUGAAUUACAUCUUUACAGCUCUGCAGUCAUCAGGAAACAGCAGCUACAAGAAGAGCAGAUUCAAACUGCUGUUUGUGUUUGAUGGACUGGACGAGAGUCGCCUUCGUCUGGACUUUCAGGUCGACCACAUUCCCUCUGUGGAUGCAACAAAGUCAACUAAAAUCGAAGUCCUGCUGAAGGAACUUAUCAGUGGAAAACUGUUGCGCUCUGCUCGCCUCUGGAUAACCACACGACCUGCAGCAGCCAAUCAGAUCCCUCAAAACCUCGUCAACACUGCAACAGAGGUCAGAGGGUUCACUGACCAACAGAAGGAGGAGUAUUUCAGCAAGAGAUUCAGUGAUGAGGAGCAGACUUGCUGCAUCAUCUCCCACAUGAAGAAGUCACGAAGCCUCCACAUCAUGUGCCACAUCCCAGUGUUCUGCUGGAUCACUGCUAUAGUUUUGGAGGAGCUGCUGAGAAGCAGAGAGGGAAGAGAUCUACCCAGAACCCUGACUGAGAUGUACGCAGAGUUUCUAAGAUUUCAGAUUGAUCACACAAAAGAAAAGUACGGUCCAGAGAAGUGCAUUCAGUUCAUUAAGUCAUUAGCUAAAUUGGCUUUUGAACAGCUGCAGAAGGGCAACCUGAUCUUCUAUGAGAAAGAUCUGAGAGAAAGUGGCAUCAAUGUGAGUGAAGCCUCAGUGUACUCAGGAGUGUUCACAGAGAUCUUCAAAGCAGAGCGAAGACGGAAACGGGAAGACAAGAUGUUCAGCUUCGUCCAUCUGAGUGUUCAGGAGUUUCUGGCUGCUCUUCAUGUCCAUCAGACCUUCACUGACUCUGGAAUCAACCUGCUGGAAGAACAACAAACUUCCUUCAAGAAGCUGAAAGUAUUUCUGAAGAAACCUAAACUACAACAUCUCUACCAGAGAGCUGUGGACGAGGCUUUACAGAGUCCAAACGGUCACCUGGACUUGUUCCUGCGCUUCCUCCUGGGUCUAUCACUGCCGACCAAUCAGAAUCUCCUACCAGGCCUGCUGACACAGACAGGAAGUAGCUCACAGACCAAUCAGAAAACAGCGGAGUACAUCAAGAAAAAGAUCAGUGAGGAUGUUUCCGCAGAGAGAAGCAUCAAUCUGUUCCACUGUCUGAAUGAACUGAAGGAUGCUUCUCUAGUGGAGGAGAUUCAACAGUCCCUGAGAUCAGGACGUCUGUCCACAGAUGAACUGUCUCCUGCUCAGUGGUCAGCUCUGGUCUUCAUCUUACUGUCAUCAGGAGAACAUCUGGACGUGUUUGACCUGAAGAAAUACUCUGCUUCAGAAGAGGUUCUUCUGAGGCUGCUGCCAGUGGUCAAAGCCUCCAAGAAAAUUGUACUGAGUGGCUGUAAUCUGUCAGAGAGAAGCUGUGGAGCUCUGUCCUCAGUCCUCAGCUCCCAGUCCUCCAGUGUGACAGAGCUGGACCUGACUAACAACAACCUGCAGGAUUCAGGAGUGGAGAGUCUUUCUGCUGGACUGGAGAGUCCACACUGUAAACUGGAAGCUCUCAGACUUAAUAACUGUAAUCUGUCAGAGAGAAGCUGUGGAGCUCUGUCCUCAGUCCUCAGCUCCCAGUCCUCCAGUGUGACAGAGCUGGACCUGACUAACAACAACCUGCAGGAUUCAGGAGUGGAGAGUCUUUCUGCUGGACUGGAGAGUCCACACUGUAAACUGGAAGCUCUCAGACUGUCAGGCUGUCUGGUCACAGAGGAAGGCUGUGCUUCUCUGGCCUCAGCUCUGAGCUUGAAGACCUCAAGUCUGAGAGAGCUGGACCUGAGCUACAACCAUCCAGGAGACUCAGGAGAGAAGAUGCUGAGAGCUAAAGUGGAGGAUCCACACUGCAGACUGGAAACUCUCAGGGUGGCGCCUGCUGGAGACCGAUGGUUGACCCCAGGUCUGAGGAAGUAUUCCUGUCAACUCACAGUCGACACAAACACAGUAAACAGAAACCUCAAACUGUCUGACAACAACAGGAAGAUGACACAUGUGGAGAAGGAGGAUCAGUCGUAUCCUGAUCAUCCAGACAGGUUUGAAUACUGGGAACAGCUGCUGUGUGGAACUGGUCUGACUGGUCGCUGUUACUGGGAGGUGGAGUGGAGUGGAGGGGUUCAUAUAUCAGUGAGUUCCAGAGGAAUCAGAAGGAAAGGAAACAGUUAUGACUGUCGGUUUGGACGUAAUGAUCAGUCCUGGAGUCUGUACUGCUCUUAUUAUGAUGGUUACUCUGUUAUUCACAAUAACAGAGAAACAUCCAUCAGUUCCUCCUCAGUCUCUGACAGAGUUUCAGUUUAUGUGGACGUUCCUGCUGGAACUCUGUCCUUCUACAGAGUCUCCUCUGACUCUCUGAUCCUCCUCCACACCUUCAACACCACAUUCACUCAACCUCUCUAUCCUGGAUUUGGGUUCUACAGGUCCAGGUCUGGUUCCUCAGUGAUUCUGUGCUGAGUUGAGUCUCCAGAGUCUCCUCUUGGUACAGAAACAGUGUUGAACAGAUAGUUGAGUCUCUCCAUGACUCUGUCCCUCACAAACAUGUUUUCACAUUCAUGGAUUAAAUGUGUUUCUUUGUCAAAUCCUUCUAAAUGAUUCCUUGUAAACUUGUUCCUCUUCAAAGAUGGAAGUUGUGAUUAUUCCAGGAGCCAAAUGUGGUGUUUGCGUCUUUUUCCAGUCAAAUGUUGAGAGUGAAAAUCAGGAUGUGGUGUUCCUCUGACGCUCACUUGAACUAAAAGCAUUUGAGCUGCACAAAGUGUGAAAUGAGAGAGGAAGCAGUGAAUCUCCAAACUGCUGACAGACUUUCACACAUUAUUGUCCAGUGAAAAUCAACUUUUUGUGCAGCCACACUUGAUCCUGAUGUGAGUCUUUAAGUCCUGUUCUAGUGAUGAAAUGAGAACUUCCUUCAUCUGUAUCACUCUUUCCAAAGUAUUCUGUGCUCUUCUGUCAUUUAUGUCUUAUUGAUAGAUCCCUUUUUCAUUUUUACAUGAAAUAAGUGGUUCAGUGUUUUUUCAUCAGUUUUUUUUAUAAGAUUCUGAAUUUCUGGUUUCAUCAACAAAUUCUACCAGAUUUUAUUUUUCCAUCAAAGCUCCCAUAACCCUAGCUAUCUCUGGAUAAAAAUGUUUUCAGCAUCAAUAUGAUUCCAGUCGAAUUUAAACCCACCAGGACUAUCCAGAUUACAUUGAACUCUGUAAAUUCAACAUUUUUAGCCUAUUUAAUUCUAUAAAUGUUGUGUUUGGCCGUUAAAGGAGGUUUUCCUCACAUUUUGGUGUAUUUUAACCCUUCCAUGGUCUAAAUUCUUUGAACAGAUCUUGUGCUGUAAUCAAUGUCUAACUUAGUUUUUAUUUUCAUUGCAGUGGUUGAUUUUUCCUGAACAAGAUCAAUGAUUUUAAUACAUCUUUCUCCAGUUUUAUUUGCUCUGCCUGUGGGUUUUAAACUAUUAUAACUUUCUUUUUUAUUCAAUAAAUGACUAAUAACACA